UACUUCAGCGAGAAGGUUGCUUUCAACGUCGGGGGCCGCCGCAAGUCAGGGUUUGGUAUACCCUUGGUUACCAUUGCUCUUGUUUUAACUGCCGUCCAGUGUGCCCUGGAUGAAUGGGCCACAGGUCAGAGGAGUGGCGUCGAGUUCAGCGAGAAGACGUAUGGACCUGUCUUUGAACACCACCUAUCGAAGCUCGACACCCUUAAGGAGAAGAUGGCUGAUAUGGAGAUUGUUGAACGCAUUCAGUCCCAGCUUCUGGAUGGUGCUCGUGAUUUUGCGAAGGUACCGGGUGAAGACUGCAAAGCAUCAUCGGGCUUUGAUGAGACUGAGUUAGAGAACAUGCGCAGGGAAUGGGCGGCAGCAGUCGCAGGUGUAGAAAACUAG
Messenger RNA from Gloeophyllum trabeum ATCC 11539, 384 nucleotides. RefSeq lists its product as uncharacterized. The transcript is spliced from 3 exons. NCBI's taxonomy places the organism in Eukaryota, Fungi, Basidiomycota, Agaricomycetes, Gloeophyllales, Gloeophyllaceae. The record is from RefSeq and is a predicted model, not a curated record. The annotation marks the transcript as partial.